This is a messenger RNA of Saprolegnia diclina VS20, 2498 nucleotides long. RefSeq lists its product as hypothetical. The record is from RefSeq and is a predicted model, not a curated record. Bases 13 to 2367 code for a protein of 784 amino acids. Gene Ontology annotation, biological process: intracellular protein transport; vesicle-mediated transport. The transcript is spliced from 3 exons. Gene Ontology annotation, cellular component: clathrin adaptor complex. NCBI's taxonomy places the organism in Eukaryota, Oomycota, Saprolegniomycetes, Saprolegniales, Saprolegniaceae.
GACCGACCGAAAAUGGACACCACCAACGCAUCGCCACCAGAAUCUGCACCCUUAGCUGCAACAGCGACGACACCAUUGGCCGCAUCCGAGUCUACGCCGAUAGCUGCAACAGAGACGGCACUAGAGGCUGCGCCAGCUGACGAGUCAGCGCACCCGUUUGCUCCGCAUGCGGGCGACGGCCCCAAGAUGCCACCGACGUCGCCACGCCCGGUGAUCACACCGUCGCUGCGUGCCACACCGCGAAGCGCGCCGACACCAAGUGCUGUGGCGCAGCAGAGCAGCACGCCACGCAGUGUACGCUUUGCAGACGAGAGCCUGACACCUCCAGCGUUGACGCCCGAGCCAAGCCACGAGCUACCCAAGGUGUCCCCGCCCAAGGCAUCUGUACUUGGUACCCGGCGAAGCGCAAGCAAGAAGUACGCCAUUACGGAGCUUCAAGAAAGCGGUAGCGACGAUGCGGAAGACAAGCCGAAAGACGUCGCGCUCGAAGACGAUCUCGAGCUCCCUGGGUUUGACCCGUCGAUGCCAAAGCCCAAGCUCAAACUCAAACUGACGCGCCAGCUCACUUUUCAGCAGCGCCAGCGCCGGCAGAUCCGCAAGCACAAACGUGUUUUGCUCGCGACAUCCCACUCGCUCUUUGCGUUUGCUUCCUUUUGGUUUCGAACGCUCGUGAGUUUGCACACUCACGAGUGGAUGGCGUACCUCCUGAUUGUGUUUGGCUUGCUCGGCGAAUGCACGACACCCGGUCCACGCUACAACGUUGCGAUCGGCGCGCUCCUCUUGACCGUACCCGUCAAAAAGAUUGAGCUCCACUUGACGACGACCGGCAUGGUUGUUGCGAUUCUCGUGGACCUUUUCUGGCUCUGUCGCUCAGACGAACGAAGCUACGGCGCGAUCUUCCCGUGGCAGCUCACGUCGUUCUGCCGCGUCUGGACGGCGCUCUGCAUGCUGCUAAAAGUGUGGCUCUCGCUCUCCGUGUACUGGUACCUCGACCCGCAACUCAAAACCACCCCGUCGCAACGACCGCUCAAGCCCUUCCACCUCAAGUGGCAGGUGCUUCUGGAUCGGGCUCGCUUCUUCUUUCCGACAACAAUUCUGCCGCCGCCGACGCAAAUGUCGAGGGCCGUCCUCCUCCGCAUUGUCGCGCUGCUCUACAUCUACUGCCUCGGCAGCGUCGUCUUGCUCUUCCUCGGUAUCAUUGCGUGCUUCUCCUUCACCAUGUACCCGCAAUUUCAAGUGGCGUCUCUGGGCAUCCCCUUGCACUACAUGCUUCUGACCUCGGGCGUCGCCUCAAUGGCAGCACUGCUUUUGUUUUUGAGCAACUUGCACACGCCCAUUUGGCGCUGCUUAAGUUUGCUCUGGCGCCUCGCCUCGUAUACGGGGCCGCUCAUUCACUGGCACGGCGUCGGCUACACGAACGACCUCAACUGGAUCAAGAUGGUCACGAUCGCCAAGCUUGUGGACGCGUGCUGCGGCCUAUACCUCUUCUUGGUGCUCUACGCGUCGUUCCACCAAGGCACGUCCUUCUAUGGCGGUGUCACCGCGCUGCUCUUGAUUGCGACCGGCUUUAACGUGCUACUGCAGUGCUGGGUGCCGCUGCUUUUGCUCGUCUUGUACAAGUUUAUCAGUGUCAUGGAGCAGACCCACCGGGACUAUGAUACAUACCACCUCCUGCCGCGCAACUGGGACGCCGAGGACCACGCGGUCGAGAACAGCAGCAGCGACGACGAGGAUGCCAGCGACAGCGACGGCACGAACGAGUCGAGCUCCUCGUCUGCUUCAUCGGCAUCGUCGGAGAGUGACAGCGCGCCCUCCAUAUCGGAAAAUGAGGCGGACAGUAGCCACGCGCGACGUCGCCGACGCCACGCGCGCCCGAGUGCGCCACCCGCCGACGUCUGGGUCCGGCACCACGAUGCGUACGACCGCGCCUAUGUUCGCAAUACGAUCACGGGCGAGACCUUCUGGGACGAUGAGGAUGCGCCGGCCAAUGAGGACGCGUCGCCGCUAAGCUGCACGCUGUACAUGACGCACGACGACUUCAAGUACUUUUGGAACAGUUUGGAGUACUCGGGGGGAUUUGCGUGUCGGAUUUGCGGGCUGCCGACGGUCGAGGCGCUCACAGAGCACCUCGCGGCCUGUCGCUUCUACGUCAUCACCGACGGCAUGGCGUCCGAGACGAUCCGCGCCGUGUACUUGUACGCAAUUCACUCGGCGACCAUGGCGCAUUUUCUCGGUGCGUUCCUUCUCGACAGCCUCAGCAACGAGCUUGAAGCCAAGUUCAAGUGCGACCAAGUUGAGAUGGUGCCCGAGAUCGUCCAGUGCCUCCAACUCAAGGUGCUCCUCGGCGACUACGAGCAACUCCGCUAACCUUGUCUGCAUUAUGCAUCCGUGUAUGGGAUCAAAGUAUGUCCCCACUCAGUCCAUGCAAGGGAAUUCCCUUGGCCAAGCACUCGUAGUACGAAAGAUUUAUGUCUGAUGCUUGCUACCAGGGCAUGAUG